Monosiga brevicollis MX1 is the source of this 1179-nucleotide messenger RNA. RefSeq lists its product as uncharacterized. Gene Ontology annotation, biological process: transmembrane transport. Gene Ontology annotation, molecular function: transmembrane transporter activity. The coding region runs from base 1 to 1179 and encodes 392 amino acids. The record is from RefSeq and is a predicted model, not a curated record. NCBI's taxonomy places the organism in Eukaryota, Choanoflagellata, Craspedida, Salpingoecidae. Gene Ontology annotation, cellular component: membrane. The transcript is spliced from 11 exons.
AUGGAGGCGCUGGCGACGCUGGCGGCGCUGGGUCGGCGGGUUCCGAUCGAGCUGAUUGGCUGCCUUUUCAUGACCUCUUUUGUUCUCAUCAUGCCCACGACGGUUCAGCUGGUGCAGAGCAAGAUUUGCGAAGAAGAAUAUCCAGGCAUCGACACCAACUCUUUGGCCUGCGAUUCGGCCGAGAUCAGUGCCAAGACAAGCCAGGCCACCUUGUUGCUUCAAGUUGUGCAGAUCGUGCCAGCCAUUGUGGUCUCGACGGCACUUGGGGCCUGGAGCGAUUCCAUUGGUCGAAAGCCCUGUUUAGUCUUGGGCUUGGCAGGAAGCGUCGUCUAUGCCAUCAUCCUUCUCCUCGUCAGCAGCUUCAGCUGGUCCUGGAAAAUUCUUUAUUUUGGCAAUGUCGUCUUUGGACUCACGGGCUCGGCACCCCUCGUGCUUAUGGCCCUUUUUUCCAUCUUGGUGGAUGCCACAACCUUUGAAAGUCGGACCAUGCGCAUUGCCGUCAUGGAGGGUUGCGUGUACAUGAGCCUGGUCACGGGCUACUUGGUGGGCGGUCCUCUCACCCGCUACUUUGGCUUUCCCGUUACUUUUGCGACAACGGUCUGCCUCACCGGCAUUGCCACCAUCCUUUCGCUUUUCCGGGCCGAAUCCUUGCGCCCAGAGUAUCGAAAGCCCAAGGUCUCCGUCAUGGAUGCCACCAUCAUACAUUCGGGUCAACUCUUGACGCAAGCCCGGUGUCGUGCCACCCUCUUUCCAGUGACGGUCAUUUACGCGCGCCAAGCCUUUCAUUGGCAGGCAGACGUGGUUGACUUUUAUCUGGCGGCAGACUCGGCGAGCCGAGGCGCCGCACUGCUGAUCGUACUACCUCUGCUGGAGCGAAUCGCUGCCAGUCGCAAAAGGCAUCUCAAUGAGCUCCAUCUAGUUCGCCUGGGGCUCUGCGGCGCUGUCUUGAUGUACCUUGGCGACUACAUGCUGGCCUCACCAAGCGGCAUUUACGCCAUGUGUGCGCUUGGGCCCAUCGCUGGCUUACCAUUGCCAGUCGUCCGGGCCUACAUCUCAAAGCGCGUCCCAGAAGAGGAACUGCUGUGCCGCACCUCGACACUCACGAUUCUCCUUGUGUGUGUGUGUGUGUGUGUGUGUGUGUGUGUGUGUGUCUAUCCUUUUCUGGGCUUUUGGUCAUGA